AGGAGCUGCAAGGAGGCUUCGACCUGGUGUUCUGCGGCGAUUUGCUGUUCCAUGUCUGGAACGGCAAGCUGCAGACGGAGUUCAUGCAGACUUUACAGGAGCUGUGCCGCCGACAGCGUCGACCCGGCAGCCCCAUGAAAAUUGUCUUCGCCGGGCAAGUUCGCAGCGGGCGUCAAGAGUCUCAGGUUGUGGACAAUGUGGCCGACAGAUUAGGCUACGUGCAGGUGCCACUGUCUCUGGAUCCCAGUUGGUUUUCCACAUCUUCCCCCUUGCUGGCAGACGCCAAGUACAGGAUCAUACGCCUUGAGCCGGCCGGUUGAGCCAAUGGGGCCCUCUGUUCACAUCUUUCAACGGCGAUUUCUUGAUGAUUUCACCAAGCGAAUGGUUGUUACCAAGAAAAAGCCAAGAAACAUGGUGGUCUGAACAGAAAAAGUCG
This is a messenger RNA of Cladocopium goreaui, 436 nucleotides long. Lineage: Eukaryota; Dinophyceae; Suessiales; Symbiodiniaceae. The record is from the annotation of a GenBank genome assembly.